Pelagomonas calceolata is the source of this 809-nucleotide messenger RNA. The record is from the annotation of a GenBank genome assembly. Lineage: Eukaryota; Pelagophyceae; Pelagomonadales; Pelagomonadaceae.
CGCCGCUCUCCCCAGCACAAAUCGACGCGCGCGGAGCCGCUGCCGCAUCGGCCGCCCGUGCGAACAGGCCUUUGCCCCGGUGCCAGGCCCUGCCGGGCUGCCCCGCUCCUCGCCGCCAGACAGACGGGCUUGUAGCGCCCUCUGCCCAGCGAGACCGGAUGUCCGCCCGGACGCCGCGCGUCGGCGGCGGCCGCACGAACCGCACGCCGCGCUCCGGCCGCACGCAGACGACGAAAGACUCGGCCACGAAGGCUUCCCUAAGAACCUGCGAGUUGACCGGCAACGCGUGGCUCGAGCGCCAGACCGCGAAGAUCGAGGCGAAAGCUAAGGAGGUCCAAGAUUUAUAUGUUGGCAACCAAUUGAUAAAACCGCGCUGGAUGAAGGUCUCGAAGACGCCCUGGACCUCGCUCAAAGCCGCGUCGGGCGGCUACGGCCGGCGCGUCUACAACUCGGCCAUCAGUGACGAAAUGCCUCCGUUUAUGCACAUCGACGAGGUCGACGCCCACGACGCCCACGCGCCCAUCAAACGGCGGCCGCCGAAGCCCGUCAAAGGCAAGCACGUCUGGAAGACGCGCUGCAGCGACGACGCGCCCGACUUUUUCCUCACCGACGCGGCCAAGGCGUUGCGGGACGGGCACAUGACGCUGCCGAAGCAUCGCGGCAUGCCCUACGGCGGGCCGCUCUGCUCCGGCUCUGAUAGGUUGAUGCUCGAGCCGCUCCCGCGCGAGAUGGACGUGCCCUGGUGCUUCCGCCAGACGUUCGACUGGGACUCGUCGCGGUCCGCGGUGGCUAAGUAGGACUUAUCUUCG